This is a messenger RNA of Sebastes umbrosus (honeycomb rockfish), 946 nucleotides long. RefSeq names its product retinal cone rhodopsin-sensitive cGMP 3',5'-cyclic phosphodiesterase subunit gamma-like. Gene Ontology annotation, cellular component: photoreceptor outer segment membrane. Lineage: Eukaryota; Metazoa; Chordata; Actinopteri; Perciformes; Sebastidae. Bases 65 to 379 code for a protein of 104 amino acids. The record is from RefSeq and is a predicted model, not a curated record. Gene Ontology annotation, molecular function: 3',5'-cyclic-nucleotide phosphodiesterase activity; cGMP binding. The transcript has 4 exons. Gene Ontology annotation, biological process: positive regulation of G protein-coupled receptor signaling pathway; visual perception; positive regulation of epidermal growth factor receptor signaling pathway.
GUCUGAGGUGUAUAAAAGGGCUUCACUAAACACAACUCAUCAUGCAACAGCAGCCCUGACCACGAUGACGCUUCCAACAGAUACACAGCAACAAAGGAGCUCAAACAACAAAAGUAUGAAUAUGGAUGCGGCCAAACUUGAAGCGAAGACUGGCAACAAAGCUCCCCUCAAAGUCAACGGCCCUGUGGCCGGCCCGCCCAAGUUCAAACAGAGGAAUAGCCGCCAGUUCAAGAGCAAGCCGCCCAAGAGGGGCGUCAUUGGCUUUGGAGAGGAUAUCCCAGGAAUGGAAGGGCUUGGCAUGGACAUCACUGUAAUCUGCCCAUGGGAAGCAUACAGUCAUCUAGAGCUACAUGAACUGGCUCAGUAUGGGAUCAUCUGAGUCUCUUCGCUGAGAAAUUAUUUUUAUAUCUACCAAAGGGAACCGAUGUGGCAAGUUCAGAAUAUCAAUUAGCCUAUACCAACCCAAUCUGGAUCAUUCAUAUUGGCUUUUUUGUAUUAGCUCAAGAACCAAAAUGCAAAACGGUGUCUGCAUUUAGUGGAUGCUUUGCCUAAGUUGUUUUAUACUGUAAAUUCAAUAUAUUUUCAUAAGACUCUCAAGCUGCCAUUUGGAAGUCUGAUGCUGCGUGUGUCAUUGCCUGAGGUUGCAGUGGGAGCUGUAACAGGAAGUUUGCUUCAAAGAGGGAGUUUCUGCACAAAUGUUUAAUCAAACUCAGAAUAAAACUUGGAUUUUUUAAAACAUUUUUGUUUUUGUUUUUUCCCCCUCUUUGCCAAACUUAGUGUGUUAUUAAAGGUGCUAUUGAUAACAUUGUUAACAUUCAGCCCAAGAUGUCGCAUUCUACCUCCCCCGUUCCAUUGCAUUCACUUCACAACAAGUCGUUGCCGGGCACUUACCGUCAAACUCAGUCUGUUUUUUUCCACACUAACUAACUGACGACCCAGAGAUACC